UGUAUCGCGUUUGAGUCGGUUGUAGGCUGUGUGAGUCGGCAGUAUUAACAUUAACAGCACAGUAAAAGCGUCUGUUAUGGACACAGAUGUUUCCAGAGUGCUAUAAUAAUAAUAAUAAUAAUAAUAAUAAUAAUAAUAAUAAUAAUAAUAAUAAUAAUAAUAGAGUGUGUUGCUCAGUUUGUGCACUUUAACGAGGAUCUGAGUUUACUGAAUUAACAGGAGCAGAAAAUUCAUCAUCAUCAUCAUCAUCUUCUUCUUCUUCUUAUACUACUCCUGCUCAUCUUAGUUUUUAAUUCCAUUAUUUUACAGACAUGAUGCAAACGGAAUCUAUUGUUCUUUGUGUGCUACUCCUCUUCUGCUCCUCUUCAUUCAUACAAGGUGAGCAUGAUUCAAACUCAUCUACACUUCUUCCGAACUUCACCAUGCCAUCCACCUCCUCACCUCCCCAGAGGUCAUCCACUACACAUCCAGAAUCCAUUUCAAGUCCUACAUUUCUCACUGCUUCCUCCGAGGGAGAUCCCUCGGCUAACGAUACCCUCAGCCAUAACGCUACAGCCAACAGCACAGAUGCUCCAGGUUUUCCCACAGAAGUUGGUGGACCUACAGUGACUACUCUUGUACCUACAAACAAAACAAACACUCCAAACACUCCUGGAAACCUAACAGACAGCCAAGACAGGGCUAAUCUUUCAGCCGGAGAUAAUGAGACCUCGACAACAUCUGACACAACACUAUCCACCAAUGCCACCACACCUUUGCCAAAGGGCGAGACCUCGCAGACACUUUCUGCCACCACCAGACCUCAGAUUAAAACCAGCCCAUCGGCAACAACCACUCAAAGCCGGGGUAAAUCUUCGACUGUUACCACCAAAGGCACAUCCCCGCCAACCACCACUGCAAACACCGUUAAGACUACCACCACAACGACCACAACUACCCAUCCCACAGAGUUUAGCAGCACUCCUGUCUUGGCGGAAGCUCGUGUCGACACUCCUUCUGAGCUAAAUGUUGGAGACAGCACUGAAAACCCUAGUACAUCAAUGGAUCCUCUCUUGGCCGGCCUGGUGUCCAUGUUUGUCGUGAGUGCUGCCAUUGUCUCUCUUCUAAUUUUCCUGAAAUUCAGACACAGGAAUGAGCGUCCAGAAUUCCGCCGACUCCAGGAUCUCCCCAUGGAUGAUAUGAUGGAGGACACACCUCUCUCCAUGUACAGCUACUGAGUGGUCCUGAAAAACCCUUAAAAAACCUUGAAUGAUUCCCAGGCCUCCUUUGAUCCCUGUCAUUACGAACACCUAUCUAUAUCCAUUUUCAUUCUUAGUCCAGUUCCUAAACUGAAACGUGAGCUUAAUUAUCCAGUCAUGUGUUUGCAGUUGGAACUGAACAAGAGCCGGGUUGAGCGGCUCUGAUUUAGAGGACGUUUAAACCGUCGCUGUUGUUUUUUUUUCUUUUUUUUUGGAGGCAGAAUGUCACGCAGACAUUCAAUCUCUGAGUCUUUAUGGCAAAUUCCAUUUAUAAUAGACAGAGAGACACAUUAUAUUAACAUUAAAAACAGGAAACCGAGGUUUGUUCAUUUAGUAGGCGGCUUAGCCUUAUCCGUAUCCUUUGGAAUCCCUCACAAUGAGGGUGCCUGAUGAUAUGGUAUUUAAAUACACUCCACCCCAGAUCCUUCUUCACUCAAAACUCAUUAUGUAAAAUUACACAAAUUCAAUAAGUUGCUUAUUAUGUCAAAUAAGUAUUUGGGAUAACCAAAAAUGAAGACCAAAUGAGUAAUGUGCCUUUUAACGCCAAAUUUUAAUGCUCCUGGUUAGAUAUUGUGCGCGUGUGAGAUGUUAGCUAUGUUUUAUUGCAGUUUAAUCACGUUUAAUGCCGCAGACCAAACAAUACCGAGUUGUAUAGCAAUGGUGGAAUUUAUUAACCGCUUGCUCUGAGACGCUAAUGAGACUCUACAUGCUAACAAGUACGCGUCGAAGUUAAAUUUGUUAAGCUUAUAAAUAAGACUCUGAGACAUAGAUAACUAUAAAACCUAAAUAUCUGGUGUGCUACAAGUGCCUACUUUAGUGUUGCUAAUUUAUUUACUGGAACAUUUUAAUAAUAAAACAAAAAAGAUUUCCCCAUUCACACAUGCCCUGGAAAGUUUUUCAGUGUGUAUAUAUAGGUGUGUGUUAUGGUUGUUGCUGAUGUGGCUCUAUACAGGAUUUAUCUAGUAGGAAACAUUCUCUGAAGAAAUAUUUUUCAACAGGUAGACCAAUCGACUGUUAAUCAGACACAGGGCAGGGCAGUUUAAUUCAUUUAAUUCCAUUCGAAGCAAAUGCUGCGAUUUUCUAAGAACAAACUGACGCCGAUACUUUAUUUGUCUUGCUGGUAUUUAGGGUUUUAAGGUUUAAUUGAAUAUCGGAUUUAUUCAUUAAGGUGAAAGAUGAGGUGAAAAAUUUCACGCUAAGGAAGCUGUUAUAACAUCACAGUAUGACAUUUUUAAUUAGGGUUGUUGGUUCCACGCCACUGGAAACAAUGACGAGAGAGAAGCUUUGAUACGUAGAUGAUUACUCUGCUGCCUGGUUCACAGUUUAGGUGCUUGCUCUUUAGUCUGUCAUCAGCUUUAAUGGAGAUUGAGUCGAGCAAAGCCGUAAAUAUUGCUGUCUGUUAUUAAAAGAAAAGGUCACACUUUUUUGACUUUUCUGCAGUGUGUGUGCUGGCAGAGUGAGUACAUGGUGACAGUAAGUGUGUCGUCGAUGAAAGUUUGAAAAGUGAAUCAUCCUGUUGGACAAAAUGACAACGCAUGUAGUAUGUCAUACAGCAGAUGCACACCGUGCACGAUUUACACGAUUAACAGUCUUUAAAUGUACAGGAAAACUUGCUCAUGGGAUUGAAAUGAUCAUCCUUUAGGUGUGACCUAGCAAAAAAAAAAAAUUGUAUUGACAAAUCGCUUGUAUUGAUUAAAAUACGCCAACAUGCCUGUGUGUGAAAGUGAUGAAUGUGCUCACAGCACAACUGUGUAAAUUUAGUGUUGCUCAUUUCCACUUGAAAUGUCAGCUUUCACUUUCACGCAGUCUCCUUGUGUCUUUGCUGUUAUUAGGUUGUUUGUUUGCACUUUAAUUUGGGGUGUGUGGGGGUGGGGGGUGUUAUUUUGGGAAGGUUUUAGUAUUGUCAGAAUAACUUGUGCAGUCUUUUAUUUCUUCCUUUUCAUUUCGUGAACCUGGUUGUAAUAUGAAAGAUUGGUGUUGUGUAAACAUGCACUCUUGGAAGGUGCUGAUUUACGUGGCGGUUAGACGGCUUCCUAAGUCACAAAAUCUGGACCCAGCACUGACAUUUGUAAUUAAGUGUCCUUCAUUUUGUAUUCGGUAAUGAUCCAUCACAUUACAAAAAAUUCACCUACAUGUUUGAGCAGCUGGAUCCAGGACGAGUCUGUGCUUGUCUGAACUAAGACUGCUCCUGUCAUCCAAGAGUAGAAGGAGGAGGAGCAACAUUGGAGGCAAUUCGACAUUAAACACGCCACACCGAACCCUUCUAAGUUUACAUGUGUUAAAGCCUUUCUUUCUUUCCCAUUAUUGCUCUCCUCCUUGAGGUUGACUCACUUGUGGUUGCUGCACGAGUUACACAAGGCUGAAAUGGAAAAUGUAACAUCAUCAGGCAGUGCUUGCCCAGGCAAUUUUUAUAUUGUUUAAUCUAGUUAAUUCAGCCACAUACAAAGACUGACAGCUUGUAAAAUAUCCUGCUGCAUUUACAUCGUCCCUUAUUAUUGAACAUUAAUACCAAGUCACAUGGCUGAUUAUCAUGUUCAGUUUGUUCAUCUCUAAAACUGAAAUGAAGGUGUCCAUGUUAGCAGAGCUAACAUACAGACACAACAGCAAUCCUUUCUCUAAUGAAGUUAUUAGAAGGAUACAUUGUGUGUGAUGUCUCUCGUGGAUUUCUGCUUUAUGUACCAGAAGUGCUGUUUUCCUGUUUGAUGUUCCAAAUGUUUUUUAUUAAAUUUCUUAAAAACA
This is a messenger RNA of Tachysurus fulvidraco (yellow catfish), 3977 nucleotides long. Its product is annotated as cell wall protein DAN4. Lineage: Eukaryota; Metazoa; Chordata; Actinopteri; Siluriformes; Bagridae. The record is from RefSeq and is a predicted model, not a curated record. Bases 312 to 1217 code for a protein of 301 amino acids. The transcript has 5 exons.